AUCGUUAAUAUUAACCCAGGAUAGUCCGUUCAAAACAUUACUCAUUCACAAUGGUUUUAUAACGACCUACACUCCAUCUAUUUGGCAAGAUCUAAAACUAUAUUACCACUUUCAAUAUUCCCCCAUGAUAUCCUCUUUCAUUUUCCAAUAUCCUUAACCGGUGCAAUGACCGACACCCCAAUCGUAAUCGGAACUGCACCGCUCCCAGUGGAGCCGCCAAGCCUACCAUACAGCACCAAAGACACCGAGCCAAGCAAAAAAUCUACGGGACUCCCACCCGUUACCACAGGAACCUCCGAGCGCUACAUCCACGGCCUCGCCCGCGCCCGCGCCGCCGCCACACUCCCUCACCGUGCUCUUCCAAGGCGAGAAACUGCCGCCCGGCCAAUCCACCGCGGACCUCGACCUGGCCGCCCUCCAGAAUCUCAUCUACGAGGCUUCGCUCACGCGCCUGCACGCCAAGAUAGCGGCCGGAGGGUUCGUGGUCGAGGCGGGGAACUUCGCGGCAGUGGCGUGCUGGGAGCCUGGGAGGGUGGGAGAGACGGCUGUCCCGACGGCGAUGCUGGCGCAGAGGCCGAUUUAUAGGAUGUUUGUGGAGGGGUGGGCGGAGUUGAUGCGCAGACAUUUGUAUCAGCUUGCGCGGAGGGUGAGUAAGGGCAGGUAUUAGAAGUUGAGUCUUAUGGCGAGGGAUCCGGAGAUUGAGUAUGUUCCUGGUGCUGGUGAGUUUUUGAAAUUCUUUCUAAAUUCAUCAUAUUCUUUUUGAAGAAUAAUUCAUCUUUGAUGCUGGCUGUUUUGACCGAGGGCUGGUGCCCCUGAGAUAUGUGUGGCCCCCAAGUUAGAUACAGACAUCAAUAUAGGAAAUAGAGUUGGCGUUUAGAGCUAAGUCAAUUACCUCCCACG
Molecule: messenger RNA, 900 nt
Organism: Annulohypoxylon truncatum
Lineage: Eukaryota; Fungi; Ascomycota; Sordariomycetes; Xylariales; Hypoxylaceae
Exons: 1
Coding region: 166-585 (139 amino acids)
Source: RefSeq, a predicted model, not a curated record